AUUUUUAGAUAACGUUUAAAAGUUAAGACACUUUAGUGAUUUCAAAAUGUCGUCGACAAGUUUUGAGGAUAAAAUAUGCUGCAAAUUAUUCGAUUUAAGCGAAAUUAUCCCUGACUUUUGUAUAGCGAUGUUCAGCAGCCCAGAGAAUGAAUUACAAUAAUUCCUCUCAGGAAAUUUACAUCAUAAAGCGAAUAAUUCAGGAAGAAUUUAACCUGGAGCAAAAUACAAUUACUUAUAUGACAAAAACGGGAAGGAUUUUAAAACACGAUUGGCUCGAAGUUUCUUACAUGUUGAAAAUAAAUCCUCUGAGCUAUCUCAAUAAAAUGAAAAAUGAAGAAAUGCCUGAAAAAGUCCCGUUGAGAGGUUCUUGGGUUGAAGAUAUUGAAUUGGUUUCUCAAUUUUUAGACCAAACAAAUUGCAAAAUGGCAAAAACGGCAGAAUACCUUACUGAUCAUCCGGAACUAAAGAAUAUGAUUGCUGAUUACGUCCAAGCUUUGCUUUUUGUUAAACCUGGGAAGGUUUUGCCAUUCACAAUCCAACAUUUCCUCGCAUUUGCAAACGAGACAGAACCGACGGAAUUUUCCUCAAAACUUGAAGAUAUUGGACCUCAAGUUUUUAAACUUUUUGGAAAUUUAGAUCUCAAAUUAGAUAGAAGAGACAUUAGUAGAUCCAAAGAAGCGGGAGAAUUGCCAACUCCAACAUGUCCAGCAUGCUCAGUUUGUUCUUCGAGUUCGAGUCAAAUUAGCACAAAAAUGAGCGAACAUAUUUUCGAAAAUACUGACGACAGCCAAAUUUCGGCUGAAAGUGAAACUCAUGAAAGAGAAAAUUUUGAAAAAAAUAGCAAAAGCAAAAAAAGUAGUUCUGAUUUCGAAUUUAGAUUCGAAGAUUAAAAAAACUUUUAUACCUUUUAUCAUUUUCCAAGAUCUGCGUCUUUUUGAGGAUUGCAAAUCACGCAGUUUUCCUGAAAAAAAGAGCAGAGGGCAAAAAUUUAUUAAGUUAAAUUUGAGCAUACAAAAAAAUUAAAUAAUUGAAUUAAUUGAAUUACCACGAAUUUC
Molecule: messenger RNA, 1055 nt
Organism: Belonocnema kinseyi
Lineage: Eukaryota; Metazoa; Arthropoda; Insecta; Hymenoptera; Cynipidae
Product: ciliogenesis-associated TTC17-interacting protein-like
Exons: 5
Coding region: 147-890 (247 amino acids)
Source: RefSeq, a predicted model, not a curated record